AUGGAAGAAUUAAUUCGAUCAGUUAUACAAUUUGAUGGUGCUUUAAAUCAAGAUGUUAUUCAAUGGCUAGAAUAUAUUGAAGAAGUAUUUGAUCGAGUACAAUUACAAACACCAAAUAAAUAUAUUGCUAUACAAUACUUUUUAACUAAUAGUGCUGCUACGUGGUUUAAAUAUAAGAAAUCAAAUAUUUCUGAUUGGUUUACAUUUAAACGUGAACUUAUUGAAGCUUUUCAAUCGUCGUCCUCCUUUUCCUCAUCACAUCUUCUUGAUCAACAUCAAUUAAUACUUAAAGAAGAACCACAAAAACUUGAACAAGAACAAGAUAUAUUACCUGUUCCUGCAUCGACUUCAACAAUAUCCAACAAGAAAAAUGAUAGUGAAAAUUAUCAAUUAGAUUUACUUCAUGAUGGUUCGAUUAAAUCAUUAGAAAAUUUAGAAGUUGAUAAUUUAGAAGAUAAAUGUUUACGUGAACAUGAACAAGGUUAUUACUCAUCUAUGUUAGUUAAUACUAAUGAUUUUGAUCUGGAUAUUCAACAUCAAGAUGCAGAUGCAGCAGAUAGUUGUGAUACACAACAACAAGGCGAAUCUGUUAUUAAUUCUGAUUCUGUUCAAACUGAUAUUGAAGAUACUUUUGAAGAUUUUACUCGACCUAUGGAUAGUUUAACAGAUAAUGAUUCAUUAAUUAAUAUUGUUUUACCACAUGAUGUUCAAUAUUUAUGGUCUGAUAAAUAUAAACCACGUCCACCUCGAAUUCUUAAUAAAGCUCCUGCUGUUUAUAAUUGGAACCGAUAUAAUAAGCUACAUUGCAAUAAAGAUGACUCAUCACCACCAACUAUUCAAGAGAAUCAAUUUAAUACUGUUAGUAAAGGAUGGAAUUACACAUAUAAUCAUGGACUUCGAUUUUAUUUUUAUAAUGAAAUGAUUCAAUUAAGAUUUUCUUUUCGUAAAUGGAAAUAUCGUCUCUCAACUUUAUUUUGUUUUCGUAAAUGGAAAUAUCGUCGAGUAACUUUUUCUGUUUGUUUUUAUUGUUUGUCGUUUAAAACUGUUCUACCUUAUGUUAUUUUUUUCAUUUUUGCUGUUUUUUCUUUGGUGAACUUAUACUUUUAUGUUACUCAAACUAUAUCUCAGGAUAUACAUAAAAAAAAAAAAAAAGAAACAACAGAGUUACUAUUGUUCAUCUUCAUCUAUUUUUUCACAAGUACUGUAUUCUAUUUUUUCUAUUCUCAGUGAUGAUGCUGUUACACCUCGUGUUUCUUUUAUUUGCUUUAUUUUCUAUCUCUUUAUUUGUUAUUAUCUCUUCGUGAACAGAUAAAACCGUUCACUGGUAAGGGGCGGAGGUGUUAGGUAGUGGCGCUAUCUUUUGUCCACUACCUCCUUUUUCUUCU
Molecule: messenger RNA, 1385 nt
Organism: Rotaria sordida
Lineage: Eukaryota; Metazoa; Rotifera; Eurotatoria; Philodinida; Philodinidae
Source: the annotation of a GenBank genome assembly